GUGUUUUUUUUCUAUUCACUGAAGCAUUUUCCCACAGCUCGUCUUCUUCGGUGGUUGCGAUUUGCCCAACGCAUCGAUCGCCCCUUACUUCCUUCCAGAGUGCUUCCGAGGAACAUCAUUCGGCCGAGCAGUGCAGCAGCCAGCGAAGUUCCAUCCUCCAUCCGGGAGUAGCACCAUAAUAUGACAGACAGUGCUCCGUCGGCCACUGUUGAAUGUUUGGAUAAUUCGCUGGAUGCUGUUGGCCAGAUCGAAGAGCGGGACGUAACGACAGCAGCACCGAUCAUUGAGCUUAACCUACUGAAGCCGAGAGCUUGCGAGCAGAUUACGACGGACUGCAGUUCCCAACCGCAGCAGCACCAACAAGUGGUUGAAAUGACGCAAACUAAGGUGGCUAAAAAGAGGGAGCUCCCGGAGCGCGGCUCGUGGGGCUCGAAGCUGGACUUUAUACUAUCCGUCGUCGGCCUGGCCAUCGGGUUGGGCAAUGUGUGGCGCUUCCCUUACCUCUGCUACAAGAACGGUGGCGGAGCCUUCCUGAUACCGUACUUCGUGACGCUGUUCCUGGCGGGCAUUCCGAUGUUCUUCAUGGAGCUCGCCCUCGGACAGAUGUUGACCAUCGGUGGACUGGGUGUUUUCAAGAUUGCUCCCAUCUUCAAAGGUAUUGGUUAUGCGGCAGCCGUGAUGUCCUGUUGGAUGAACGUGUACUACAUUGUCAUUCUUGCGUGGGCAAUCUUCUAUUUCUUCAUGUCCCUGCGAUCAGAUGUCCCCUGGCGUUCGUGCGAUAAUGCGUGGAAUUCGGUAAACUGCGUGAAUCCCUACGAUCGAAAGGAUCUGCUUUGCUGGGAAUCGAUUGGCAUCAACAGUACAGUUACUAAGAUCUGUUCGCUCAACUCCAACAACGUAUCGAUGAGCGAUAUGAGUGACCCCGUUAAGGAAUUCUGGGAACGCCGUACUUUGAUGAUCUCGAGCGGUAUCGAUGAGGUUGGAUCCAUCCGUUGGGAAUUGGCCGGGACUCUGCUGUUGGUUUGGAUCCUGUGUUAUUUCUGCAUCUGGAAGGGUGUAAAAUGGACCGGUAAGGUUGUGUACUUCACUGCCCUGUUCCCGUACUUCCUGCUGACGAUUCUGCUGAUCCGUGGUAUUACCCUGCCAGGAGCAUUCGAGGGCAUUAAGUUCUACGUCAGCCCCAACUUGUCGAAGCUGUCGGAAUCUGAGGUGUGGAUCGAUGCUGUGACUCAGAUCUUCUUCUCGUACGGUCUCGGUUUGGGAACGCUGGUGGCCCUUGGAAGCUACAACAAAUUCAACAACAAUGUCUACAAAGAUGCCUUGAUUGUGUGUACCGUUAACUCGAGUACCAGUAUGUUCGCCGGCUUUGUCAUUUUCUCAGUUGUCGGUUUCAUGGCUCACGAACAGCAACGCCCAGUAGCAGAAGUAGCAGCAUCCGGUCCCGGUUUGGCAUUCUUGGCAUAUCCUUCAGCGGUGUUACAGCUUCCGGGUGCCCCACUGUGGUCUUGUUUGUUCUUCUUCAUGUUGCUACUCAUUGGGUUGGACUCGCAGUUCUGUACCAUGGAAGGAUUCAUCACCGCCGUUAUCGAUGAGUGGCCACAUCUGCUCAGAAAACGCAAGGAGCUGUUCAUUGCCGUAGUGUGCGCAAUCAGUUAUUUGGUUGGAUUGACCUGUAUCACGGAGGGCGGUAUGUAUGUGUUCCAAAUCCUGGAUUCGUACGCGGUUAGCGGUUUCUGUCUGCUGUUCCUGAUGUUCUUCGAGUGCAUCUCCAUCUCGUGGGCUUUCGGUGUGGAUCGUUUCUACGAUGGCAUCAAGGACAUGAUCGGAUACUACCCGUUGGCCUGGUGGAAGUUCUGCUGGGUCAUUACCACUCCGGCGAUCUGCGUUGUAAGUAUUGUCCCGCGAUGAACGGAAGGAACAGGUAAUUUGUUUGCAAAACUGACUGGCUUAGGUGUGGAGGGAUGAUCGAGGAUCGAGUGAGCGUAGUUUCAGGCAUCGAGGGUGACUGACGUUCGGAAAGGUCAUCGAGGGAGCACAAGGAGCUUGCAGAAAUGGUAACUUUGAAACAGAUUUCUCGUGUUUAUCUUUUCUUUUAAGUGGAGCUACUGGAGUGAAUCUCGGCAGAUUGGCACACAACUGAUCAUAACGGGGAGCUUGGAUAUAACCUGAAUUUUUGAUACUUCUCAUAUCAUGUACUUACUAAAAUCUGAUUUGGAAUAAACUGUGCACUUAUUUUACUUGCGGCGUUACUUGCGA
Messenger RNA from Toxorhynchites rutilus septentrionalis, 2256 nucleotides. Its product is annotated as sodium- and chloride-dependent GABA transporter 1-like. Gene Ontology annotation, cellular component: membrane. The transcript has 8 exons. Gene Ontology annotation, biological process: sodium ion transmembrane transport. The record is from RefSeq and is a predicted model, not a curated record. The coding region runs from base 181 to 1908 and encodes 575 amino acids. Lineage: Eukaryota; Metazoa; Arthropoda; Insecta; Diptera; Culicidae.